This is a messenger RNA of Fusarium verticillioides 7600, 973 nucleotides long. RefSeq lists its product as hypothetical. The transcript has a single exon. Gene Ontology annotation, biological process: thiamine metabolic process. NCBI's taxonomy places the organism in Eukaryota, Fungi, Ascomycota, Sordariomycetes, Hypocreales, Nectriaceae. The coding region runs from base 77 to 697 and encodes 206 amino acids. The record is from RefSeq and is a predicted model, not a curated record. Gene Ontology annotation, molecular function: ribonucleoside triphosphate phosphatase activity.
UGCAAAACCCCUCAGCUCAGGCCGGGGAUAACGUUACAUUACCCAUAAUAACUACUCCUUGACCGCUAAGGCAUCCAUGAGCACGUCUCGAAACAAUCGACCUUUAAUCAACGUCCUCGCCAAGAAAUUCGCCCUUCGAGGAUCAAGAAUGGAGCCUCCUGAGAACCAAAAACUGGUGGUCGUUGCCUCAAACAACAUCCCCAAAAUCAAAGCCACCCGUGAUGGCUUCACACAAAUGCUUCCAGCCUCUCAUGACUUUCAAGGCAUCAGCGUAGACUCCAACGUCUCAGACCAGCCCUUCUCAGACGAAGAGACUCUGCGUGGUGCAUCAAAUCGAGCACAGAACGCUCAAGCAGCCAGACCAGAAGCUGAUUUCUGGGUUGGCAUUGAGGGCGGUGUUGAAACUCACAAUGGCUCCAUCUGCUCUUUUGCUUGGAUUGUUGUUAUUGGAACAGAUGGCAAGGUCGGCAAGGCACGGACUUCGGCGUAUUUUCUACCAGAGAAGACUUGUCAGUUGUUGAAAGAGGGUGUUGAGCUGGGGCAUGCGGAUGAUAUGAUAUUUGGGCAGACAGAUUCAAAGAACAAGCAGGGCUCGGUUGGGCUAUUGACUGGCGGGGUUGUUGAUCGAGCUGCGUAUUAUACACAGGCCGUCAUUCUAGCCCUGGUACCAUUCAGGAAUGCUUCUUUGGACUUUUGAUGGCUUCAUUUUCAUAUUGAGCACUCAAGGCGCUCAAGGUAAAAACGCAAAUGAUACUAUAAUUCAUGAUGGGCACUACAUUUCACUUCUGGAGUUCAGUCAAGAAAGGAUACACAUUCUUGCAGAGGCAAAACACUUUUAUUAACCUGCCCAUAAGGAGUGUAAAUGUAUAUAUAAAUGAUUUAAGGAUUAGAUGUGCGUAAUGCGUGUACUUUUCCACCCCUUCCAUGCUAUCCCUCCAUUCUGUUAUUACCCUUCACUCCAUCUCUUCACAAA